AAAACUUUUAACACGGAGCCUCUUCUUCCUCUCAAUCGCCGUUACUUCGCCAUCGUCGUCACCGAGGUUAGAGAUCAAUGGCUAAAACUCGUCGUGGUAUUGAUAUGAUAAAGAAGAAGGAGAAAGUUGAUUCUGAAUCGGAUACUAUUAGUUGUGUGGCUCAUCAGCAUGCUGAGUUUUUCGAUAAGUUGAUAGAGCUCAUCCCUGCUAGAUUCUACUUACCUGAUGAGACUGAGAAGAAGUGGUUUCCUGGUCUUAGCAAGGCUCAGAAAGCUAAAGCCAAGAGGAAAACUACUGAAAACUUGAAGAAGGCGAGGAGGGAUAGGUUGGACCCUGAGAAGUCUUCUUUGACGACUCUUGAUUUGCUCAAGCAGAAGAUUGAGAAGGAGAAGUUGAGUAAUGAGAUUGCUGAUGAUGAUGAUAGUGAGGAGGAUGAGGAGGAGGAGACUGGUCACAUCAAGAAGCGUAAGACUACUGGUUUCCAGAGAGAUGAUUCUGUUACGUACGAGGAGUUGAGGCAGCGUCUCCACCGUAAAAUCGAUGAGCUUAAAGGUGGUCGUGCAGAUAAACCAAGAAUCCACGAAAGAAGGAAGAAGAUUGUACCUAAGAAGAGAAAGAGGGAUUCAGGUUCCGAGGAUAAGACUGCGGAGGAGAUUAAGGCAGCAGAGAAAGGAAAGGGUAAGCUGGAUGUGGAAGAGGCUGCUAAGGAUCUUACGUUUGGUUAUGUCAAGAUUGAUGACGAUGAGGAGCACGGAAAGGACAAGAAGAAACGUAGGCUUUCCAAGUCAAGAGAGCUUGAAAGAGCUUUGAAGUUAGAGGCUGCAAAGAAGGAUCCAGAAAAGGGAGAAGUGAUUGCAAAGAAGCACUCGUGGCAAGCAGCUACAAGCAGAGCAGCUGGUAUCAAGGUUCAUGAUGACCCGAAGCUGCUGAAGCAGAGCAUCCACAAAGAGAAGAAGAGGCACGAGAAGAACGCGGAGAAGUGGAAGGAGAGAGUUGAAGGACAGCAAAAGGUUAGAGUGGAGAAGCAGCAGAAGAGAUCAGGGAACAUUGCUGAUAGGAUUGAGCAGAACAAGCAGCGGAAGAUCGCCAAGAGGGAGAAGAAGCUUCUUCGUCCUGGCUUUGAAGGUCGCAAAGAAGGGUUUGUGAAUGAAGGUGGAAAGUAAAACUGUUUGCACAUCUGAUGCUAUUUUGGGAAAAUUCAUUGUCAUGUCAUUUGCUGUGUCAAAACUUUCGACUUGCUACACAAUGCAUUCCUAGUUAUGGUCUUACCAGGUUUUUGAAAUAUAAUUUGCAGUUCCUAGACACCAAUUAUUACUCCCUCUGUUCUUCUUUAUUUGACGUUCUACAGUUUUCUUGUGUCAAAAUAUUUGUCGUUUGCAAAAUUCAAUGUAGAAAUUGAUAGUGAUGGGCAUCAUUACUCCUCGAUACUCGUCUUAUAACCGUUACUUGACCCGUAUUCGC
Eruca vesicaria subsp. sativa (arugula) is the source of this 1461-nucleotide messenger RNA. NCBI's taxonomy places the organism in Eukaryota, Viridiplantae, Streptophyta, Magnoliopsida, Brassicales, Brassicaceae. The record is from the annotation of a GenBank genome assembly.